AUGGCGGCUCCCCUGAGCACAGCCAGCGCGGCGCCCGCUCGGCAGCCGCCGGGCCCCCUGCGGCUGAACCGGGACCCUCUUGGCCCCGCCCCCGUGACGUCAUCACGGCGCGCCCGGCGCCAGCGUCGCGCGGGGCUGCAGGGUCGCGCGGGGCGGCGGCUCCCCCAGCAGGGGGCGCUGCUCCAGGCGCGGCGGCGCGGGCGCGCGCGGGGCCGGAGGGCGGGGCUGGAGGCGGAGCUUCAGCAGCUGGAUUUGGGGGCAGAGGUCGCAGCUCCCACUGGAACAGGACUGGUCAGUGAUGGAGGGGACAGAGCCGACUGCGGGGACAGCCGCCCCCCCGGGGGUCUGGCCCCGCUCUGGGCGGCGCUGGAGGGGCUGGUCCAGCGCUGCGUCCCUGUGCAGUGCCGCCCAGCCACCGAUGAGGAGCUGCUGCUGGUGCACAGCCCCUUGUUCGUGGCGCAGCUGGAGCCCCCUGACAGCCCCGGCCUGGGGGGGUCGGGACCCCGCCGGGCCGUGGGGGCGGCACUGGCGCUGCUGGAGCAGGUGCUGGGGGGUGCCCUGCGCAAUGGGGUGGCCCUGAUCAGCCCCCAGGACCCCCAGGAUUCCCCUGAGCCCGCGGCCGUGGCCGCCCGGGUGGCCCAGAAACACCUCGGGGUGCAGCGUGUCCUGAUCGUGGAUUGGAGCCCCCGGCCCGGCCGGAGCCUCCCUCGGCUGUUCCAGGAGGAUCCCAGUGUCCUGUACUUCGGGGCUCAGCGGGGCCGGGAGCCCCCCCCCAGCCCUGGCCACGGCCCCGGGGAGGGGUUCAGCGUGGAGCUGCGCUGGGAGCAGCCCGGUGUCACCGACGGCGAUUACGUGGCCGCUGCCCUCCACGUCCUGCUGCCCAUCGCCUUCCAGUUCCAGCCCCAGCUCGUCCUGGUCGAGGCUUCGCUGGAGGAUUUGGGGGGGUCCCUGGGGGUCUCCCCUGCUGGGUUCUCUCUCCUGACCCACCUGCUCUCGGCCCUGGGGAGGGGGCGGCUGCUGCUGCUGCUGCAGGGGGGGCCGGAUUUGGGGGCAUCCCCGGGGGGGGUGGGGGCCGUCCUGCGGACCCUGCUGGGGGACCCCGGGGACCCCCCCGGGCCCAUCACCCCCACCCCCAGCGGCCUGGCCAGCAUUGCCCGCACCCUGAGCAUCCACCAGCAGUACUGGGGCUGCCUGCAGAGCACCGAGAUCGAGGAGGAGGAGGAGGAGGAGGAGGAGGAGAAGGAAGAGGAGGAAGAAGCGGAGGCAGAAGCAGGGGAAGAAGAGGAGGAGAACGAGGAUGAGGAUGAAGGAAAGGAGGAGCUGGAGGGGGAUGGGAACCCCCCAGAGACCCCCCCGGAGCCACCGCCAAGAGCCCGAGUGGGGUUGGUCUACGACCCCCGCAUGGAGGAGCACAGGAACACCUGGGACAGCCAGCACCCCGAGUGCCCGCAGCGCCUGUCGCGGGUGCUGCAGCGCCUGCAGGAGCUGGGGCUGGCCCAGCGCUGCCUCCCGCUGCCCUCCCGGCCCGCGACCCCCCGGCAGCUCCACGCCUGCCACACCCGUGCCCACGUGCGGACGCUGUCCCGGACGCCGUCGCUGUCCCCGCGGGAGCUGCGGGCGCUGUCCCAGCGCUACAACAGCCUCUACCUGUGCCCCCAGUCCUACACCUGUGCCCGCCUGGCCGCGGGCGGGGCCUGCGCCGCUGUGGGGGCCGUGCUGGGGGGCCAGGUGCGCUCGGCGCUGGCCGUGCUGCGUCCCCCCGGCCACCACGCCCGCCCCGGCUCUGCCGGCGGCUUCUGCCUCUUCAACAACGUGGGGGUGGCCGUGCGCCACGCCCAGCGCCUGGCAGGGACCCCCCUCAGGGUGCUGAUCCUAGACUGGGACAUUCACCACGGCAACGGCACCCAGGAGAUCUUUGAAGAGGACCCCAGUGUCCUGUACGUGUCCCUGCACCGCCAUGACGGCUCCUUCUUCCCGGGGGGGGCCGGGGGGUCCCCGAGGCGCCGGGGGAGGGGUCCUGGCACCGGCUUCACCCUGAACGUUGGCUGGGGGGGGCCCCGCGUGGGGGACCCCGAGUACCUGGCGGCCCUGACCCGCCUGGUGCUGCCCGUGGCCUGCCAGUUUGGGCCAGAGCUGGUGCUGGUGUCGGCCGGGUUCGACGCGGGCCGGGGAGACCCCCUGGGGGGGUGCCUGGUGUCCCCCCAGACCUUCGGCCUCAUGACCCAUCUCCUGGGGGGGCUGGCAGGGGGACGGCUCGUGCUUGUGCUUGAGGGCGGGUACAACCUGGCAGUGACGGCAGAGGGGGUGGGGCAGUGCCUGGGGGUCCUGCUUGGGGACCCCCCCACACUGCCCCCCUCCGGGACCCCCCAGCCAGUGGCACUGAAGGCCCUGAGCCGCACCCUGCGAGCACAGCGGGGCUCCUGGAGCUGCCUGCAGCUGCCUCGUGUUGAGCCCCCCAAGGAGGGGCACGGCAGCGAUGAUGUCACAUCCACCGCCGAUGACGUCACCGGCUCUCCCCCCCUGGACGCCGCCAUUCGCCGCUUGGGGGCGCUGCAGCUCGGGGACGCGCCGGGGGGCGGGGCCAAAGCUGGCUCGGGGGCGGGGCCUCCGCUAGGCCACGCCCCCGCGGCCGCUGCCGCCCCCUGCUGGGAGGAGGAGGAAGAGCUGGAGGAGGGAGCGCUGUACGCCGUGACGCCCCUCCUGGACUGUCCCCACCUGGGGGCCGUGGCCCCCCCUCCGGCCGAGGGGGCUCUCGGGGACAUCCUGCCCCCUCCCUGCGGGGUCUGCGGGAGCCGCCGCGAGAAUUGGCUGUGCCUGAGCUGCCACCAGGUGCUGUGUGGGCGCUACAUCGGGGGGCACAUGCUGGAACACGGGGGGGCCUCGGGGCACCCCCUGGUGCUGAGCCUGCGGGACCUGGCGGCCUGGUGCUACCCCUGCGGGGGCUACGUCACCCACCCGGUGCUGCUCCCCACCAAGACCUUCAUCUACCACCUCAAAUUCGGCACUGACCCCCCCACCGCCUCCUUCUGAGCCCCUCCCCCACCCCAGGA
Messenger RNA from Pseudopodoces humilis (Tibetan ground-tit), 3050 nucleotides. The record is from RefSeq and is a predicted model, not a curated record. NCBI's taxonomy places the organism in Eukaryota, Metazoa, Chordata, Aves, Passeriformes, Paridae.